Paramecium sonneborni is the source of this 629-nucleotide messenger RNA. NCBI's taxonomy places the organism in Eukaryota, Ciliophora, Oligohymenophorea, Peniculida, Parameciidae. The record is from the annotation of a GenBank genome assembly.
AUGCUUUAUAAGACUCCCUAUUAAUCUGACCUUAAACCUUUGGAUAGAAAUCUUCAUCAAUAAUCUAAACCUCAAUUUCUACCUGAAAUUCAAAUGUACCAAUAAUUUAAAUCUCUUUAAAAUAUUCCUUAAACAAGUAGAGCAACCGAUGCUUUAUUGUCUGCCAGGAAUAGUCUAAUUGAUUAAAUAUUGGAACCUUAAACAUCACGAUCAUCAUACCAAUCCAUUAUUAAGAAUAAGAAAUUCUCUUUGAACCAAGAAUAACAAAAUUAAAAAAAAGGAUAAUUAGUUAAAUUUGAAGAUAUGGGAACCUAAAAUAAUCAACCAAAAAGUAUAUUAAAAAGAAAAAAUUCAAACAGUAGUCAACAUUCAGAUAUUAUGGAUUUCUUUGAAUUGGUAGAGGAAUAACCUUUAACAAUACGUAACAAAAAACAUAUAAUCCUUGAACCUUUAUAAUCUACUCCUUCUCCAUAAAUGGCAAAUGCUGUUUCACCUAAAAGAGUCUCCUUCAACAAAUAAAUCUAAGUUAAAUUGAUCAGUGAUGAUUAUACUGAAUCUCAUGAAAAAAGAAUAUAAAGUAGACAUCUGCUAAGAAGAUAAUUGACAGACUUCAUAAAUUGAUAACACAC